AUGGAAAAUCAGACCAGACUGACUUCUUUCAUUCUCUUGGGAUUUCCAGGCAAUUUAUCAGUUCAGAUUUUCCUCUUCUUCGUAUUUGCUUUGAUCUAUGUAAUCACUUUGGUUGGAAAUAUGAUGAUUAUGGUGGCAAUCAAUGUAAAUCACCUCCAUAGCCCUAUGUACUUCUUUCUAAGUCACCUGUCUUUUCUUGAUAUCUGCUUUUCUUCCAUCACUGUACCUAAGGUGCUAAUGAAUUUGACUAUCAGUCAAACAAUUUCACAUACAGGCUGUAUCACUCAGAUGUUUUUUAUUCUUCUGACAGCAUGCACUGAAAUUUUCCUACUUGCAGCAAUGGCUUAUGACCGGUAUGCUGCUAUUUGCAAGCCGUUGCAUUAUGAACAGAUUAUGAACAUAGCAUUUUGUAGAUGGUUGGUGGGUGGUGCAUGGACAAUGGGUUUCUUUUAUGCUCUAAUAAAUACAUUCCCUGUUUUGAAGCUAGCUUUCUGUGGACCAAAUAUUAUCAGGCAUUUCAGCUGUGAACUUCCAUCUCUACUUGCCUUAUCUUGCACAGAAACAUUUGUGAAUCAGAUUACAUACUUGAUUGCUUGUUGUUCAGUUGGUGCUUAUUCAAUAAUUGUUAUUCUAGUGUCCUAUACCUACAUCAUUUCCACUAUCCUGAAACUGAAUUCAACAGAAGCCAAAAGGAAAACCUUCUCUACUUGCAGUUCCCAUCUUAUGAUUGUGAUUUUGUAUUAUAGCACUGGCUGUUUCAGAUACCUGAGACCCAGCUCAGCCUCCUCAGUCAUCAUUGAUGAAUUGUUCUCAAUUCAGUACAACAUUUCAACCCCCAUGUUGAACCCCCUUAUCUACAGCCUGAAAACCCGAGAAGUGAAAGAAGCUAUCAAGAAACUAAUGGGCUACAAAUCCUUGAUUUCUCAUAUGGUAUAA
Molecule: messenger RNA, 936 nt
Organism: Python bivittatus (Burmese python)
Lineage: Eukaryota; Metazoa; Chordata; Lepidosauria; Squamata; Pythonidae
Product: olfactory receptor 5A2-like
Biological process (GO): G protein-coupled receptor signaling pathway
Cellular component (GO): membrane
Molecular function (GO): G protein-coupled receptor activity; olfactory receptor activity
Source: RefSeq, a predicted model, not a curated record